AUGAAGCUCCGCAGCAAGGCGGCCGUGCUGCUCCUGCUCGCGCUGUCGGCGCUGCUGCUGGCGCUGCUGACCCUGCGCACCGGCCGGGCCGAGCGCCCCGCGCCGGCCACGCAGCGCCUUCCCGCGCCUGCCUCCGCGCGCCCCCGGGGCCGGGGCCGGGGCGCCCUCACCCGGGCGGGCCACGGCGCUCAGAGGCGCGGGCCACAGCAUCCGCGCCCGCGAGCCGGCCGCCGGGGCGCGUCCAGCCUGGAAAAGUUGGCGAGGAGACCCGGGGAGCCCCGCCAGGCCCUUGCUGCGCUGCCGCCCCGGUUGUGGAUCCAUCUGGCUGUGGUGGCCUGUGGCCAUCGGCUGGAGGAGACGCUGGUCAUGCUGAAGUCAGCUGUGCUCUUUAGCCACAGGAAGAUGCAGUUUCACAUCUUCACCGAAGAAUCUCUGCAGCCCGAGUUUGAUAAGCAGUUACGACAGUGGCCUGACUCAUAUACAAAGAAGUUUGUGCACAAAAUCUACCCCAUCACGUUUUCGGUUGGAAACCCUCAGGAAUGGAAGAAAUUAUUCAAACCCUGUGCUGCCCAAAGACUCUUUCUUCCGGUGAUUUUAAAGGAUGUGGACUCACUGCUCUAUGUGGACACUGAUGUUCUCUUUCUGAGACCCGUUGAAGACAUCUGGAAGCUUCUGAGGCAGUUUAAUUCCACCCAGCUUGCAGCCAUGGCCCCAGAGCACGAAAUCCCCAAGAUUGGCUGGUACAGCCGCUUUGCUCAACACCCUUUCUAUGGCUCUGCAGGGGUUAAUUCAGGAGUCAUGCUAAUGAAUUUAACUCGUAUAAGAAGUGCUCAGUUCAAGAACAGCAUGAUUCCAACAGGCUUAACUUGGGAGGACAUGUUGUACCCUCUAUACCAGAAGUACAAGAAUUCCAUCACUUGGGGAGACCAGGAUUUAUUAAAUAUUAUUUUUUACUUCAAUCCAGAGUGUCUCUAUGUGUUCCCCUGCCAGUGGAACUACCGUCCUGAUCACUGCAUGUAUGGAAGCAACUGCAGAGGGGCUGAGCUUGAAGGUGUGUCUGUUCUGCAUGGGAACCGAGGUGUCUACCAUGAUGAUAAGCAGCCAACUUUUAAAGCACUCUAUGAAGCAGUACGGGAUUUUCCCUUUCAAGACAAUCUCUUUCAAUCCAUGUAUUACCCUCUUCAGUUGAAGUUCUUGGAAACUGUGCAUACUUUAUGUGGACGAAUCCCACAAGUUUUUCUGAAGCAAAUUGAGAAAACCAUGAAAAGGGCUUAUGAGAAGCAUGUCAUCAUCCACGUUGGCCCCAGCCAGACGCACUGA
This is a messenger RNA of Molossus molossus (Pallas's mastiff bat), 1320 nucleotides long. It is a transcript of the gene GXYLT2, whose product is annotated as glucoside xylosyltransferase 2. The record is from RefSeq and is a predicted model, not a curated record. The transcript has 7 exons. Gene Ontology annotation, biological process: protein O-linked glycosylation via N-acetylgalactosamine. NCBI's taxonomy places the organism in Eukaryota, Metazoa, Chordata, Mammalia, Chiroptera, Molossidae. Gene Ontology annotation, molecular function: UDP-xylosyltransferase activity. Bases 1 to 1320 code for a protein of 439 amino acids.